Molecule: messenger RNA, 1329 nt
Organism: Lodderomyces oxycetoniae
Lineage: Eukaryota; Fungi; Ascomycota; Pichiomycetes; Serinales; Debaryomycetaceae
Exons: 2
Coding region: 1-1329 (442 amino acids)
Biological process (GO): transcription-coupled nucleotide-excision repair; proteasome-mediated ubiquitin-dependent protein catabolic process; protein polyubiquitination
Cellular component (GO): Cul4A-RING E3 ubiquitin ligase complex; nucleotide-excision repair complex
Molecular function (GO): protein binding
Source: RefSeq, a predicted model, not a curated record
AUGUCAAAAGGUGCUGACAAUUGUUAUUCUUCGCAACUUUAUCAGACAGCCAAGCACGAUGUCUUUCCGGUGAAUUGCCAUGAUAAUGCGCUGGUAAAUACUUUGUCGUUGGAGAAGGAUGAGUAUAGGUUUCUUUUGAGUGGAUGUGGAGACUCGAGUAUUAAGCUUUGGGAUAUCAAGGAGCAAGAAGUUGUACGAGAGGAAAACGAAGUAGAUUCACUGUUGAACACACAACAUCAUCCAUCAAAGUUUGACCUGUUUGACUAUGACAAUCCCACUUCGGUGUACAAGAAUAUUGCAACAAUUCCCAGGAGAACCGAGCACAUAUUUGGAGUUUCUAGCAUUCAGUGGUGGCCAUUCGAUACGGGGAUGUUUGUAUCUUCCUCGUUUGACCAUACUGUUAAGAUUUGGGAUACAAACGAAUUGACCUCGGUGCACACGUUCAAUUUGAACAAUCGUGUAUAUAGUAUUGACGUUUGUGGCGAAACCUCAUUAAUUGCAACUGCAAGCGACCAGCCAAUGGUUAGGAUUUUGGAUAUCAAGUCCACAUCCAGUGCUCAUACAUUAAAGGGCCAUAAGGGAAAAACACUUUGUGCAAAAUGGCAUCCAAUAAACCCAAAUAUUUUGGCAACAGGCGGGUAUGAUGGAGAAGUGAAAAUUUGGGACAUAAGAAGAAGUGAAAGCUUGUUAUGCCGCUUGGAUAUGUUGAGAACAAACUGUUCUACUGCUACUGCUGCUGCUGCUGCUGCUACAUCAAGUGAGAAAACGAAUUUGACACAAGAUUCAGUAAAGGCACAUCUGGGUCCAGUUAAUGGAUUAGUUUGGGAUGAAUCAGGAACUCUUUUGUAUUCUGCUGGCAACGAUGACAAGGUUAGGGUUUGGGAUAUGGUUGGCACAUCAUUUCCUCCAAUAAACAAACUAAUCAAUUUUGGACCAUUAACAAGAAAUAAAUUUCCCCAAACAAUACCGAUGCUACUCAAUCCAAAGGGAGAAACUAGUGUUCAGUAUCUUUUGUUUCCAUCGGAAAAUGGAGAUAUUUUAGUAUUGAGGACAAUUGACGGUAAGUUGGUGAAUAGACUAUCGAGAAGCGGGUCGAAAAGUAUUGGUAGAACAUGUUCAAUGGUGAACGGCGGGCCAUUUACGUGCAAAUAUUUUUGUGGAACGGUGGAUGGUGAAAUUAUUUGUUGGAAACCUUUUCCAGAUUACAUAGAUGUUGAUGAUGUAUUUGACGGUAAAGGUGAAGAUGAGGAAGAUAUUGAGGAACAGAUUUUAAGGAGACAUACCAUGGCACUUAAGGCGAAGGAAUUAAUGAAAUCAAUGGAGUUUUGA